Molecule: messenger RNA, 1096 nt
Organism: Sebastes umbrosus (honeycomb rockfish)
Lineage: Eukaryota; Metazoa; Chordata; Actinopteri; Perciformes; Sebastidae
Product: scavenger receptor cysteine-rich type 1 protein M130-like
Exons: 6
Coding region: 257-1096 (279 amino acids)
Cellular component (GO): membrane
Source: RefSeq, a predicted model, not a curated record
CUGACAGCAUUAAUCGGAUAGGAACAUCUCAGCCUGCUCUGGUUGUCAUGGUAACAGAAACCACAGUCCUAUAAUCUGUGAUCUGUCAGCAGCUUCUUAUCAAAAUAUCAGUUUCAAAGAAAUGCAGAUAAGAGGAGUGUUAAUAUCUGUAAAACUAAAGUCAACUUAAUGAUGAGUAAAGCUGCAGCUCCUCCACUACGCAGAGAUCCCGUGAGGACAGCACACACAAAGCAGACAGACGGUCUACCUGGACGUCAUGGAUCACCUGUUGCUGUUGCUGCUGCUGCUGCUGCUGUGGAGCUCAGGACUCCAGGCUGAAGAAAAUCACAACUCAACAGAGUCCGUCAGGUUGGUGGGAGGAGACAGUCGCUGUGCAGGAACACUGGAGGUGAAACAUCAGGGAGACUGGAGACCAGUGAGGGACAAUUACCCUGACUGGACCCUGAAGGAAGCAGCAGACUCUGUCAGGCUGGUGAAUGGGACUAGUCUGUGCUCAGGCAGACUGGAGGUGAAGUCCAACCUGUCUAACCAACGGUGGUCCUCAGUGUGUGAAGCUGACUUUGACCAGCAGGAUGCAGAGGUGGUCUGUAGGGAGCUUGGCUGUGGGGCUCCUUCAGUCCUCCAGGGGGUGACUUAUGGAGAAGUGGAGGAUCCAAUGUGGACCAAAGAGUUCCAGUGUGGAGGAACUGAGUCUGCUCUCCUGGACUGUAGAAGCUCAGGCUCAGAUAGAAACACCUGCUCACCUGGCAAAGCUGUUGGACUCACCUGCUCAGAGCCUGUCAGGUUGGUGGGAGGAGACAGUCGCUGUGCAGGAACACUGGAGCUGAAACGUCAGGGAGACUGGAGACCAGUGGAUGAAAAUUACUCUGUCUGGACCCUGAGGGAAGCAGCUGUUGCCUGCAAAGAGUUGGACUGUGGCUCUGCUGUUUCUGUAGAACACAGAAAGGAGUCCUCAGAAAGAUCUGUGUGGAGGAUCAGCUCUGAAUGUGUUCAGUCUGGAUCUGCUCUGAGGGAAUGUGCAACAUCAGAUACCUACUCCUCCAUCCUGGAUCUCACCUGCUCAGGAGUCCCCUGGGCCGACCAGCAACCAGCCUGA